This is a messenger RNA of Cordyceps militaris CM01, 1644 nucleotides long. Its product is annotated as MFS transporter. Gene Ontology annotation, biological process: transmembrane transport. Gene Ontology annotation, molecular function: transmembrane transporter activity. NCBI's taxonomy places the organism in Eukaryota, Fungi, Ascomycota, Sordariomycetes, Hypocreales, Cordycipitaceae. The record is from RefSeq and is a predicted model, not a curated record. The transcript is spliced from 4 exons. The coding region runs from base 1 to 1644 and encodes 547 amino acids.
AUGACUGUCCCUGACGUCGUCCAAGCGGUUACGCACCCGCUUGAGAAGGGCUCCGAUCUCAACGCUCGGAAAGCCACCCUUGGUAACGUCCGCCUUAGAAGUCAAGAAAAUGACGAAAUCAUCCUGAUUCCGGCGCCGUCCUCCGAUCCCAAUGACCCAUUGAACUGGUCGCAAUGGCGUAAAAAAUACGUCGCUGUCGUGCUGUGCCUGGCCAUGGCCAUGUGCAAUUUUUUGGCGGCUGGGCCAUCAAUUGCCAUUGUGCAGACUGCCAUAGACUUCUUUCCGCAGACUGCGCAGAGUGACAGUCUCACGGCUUACGCCAUUCCCAGAGUUGCAUACUUCUUCACCUCAACGUCGCUGCUCCAAGGAAUCGGUAAUCUUUUUUGGGUCCCUGCUGCCAACAAAUGGGGUCGCAGACCUGUGUACAUUGCCAGUUACACCAUAUACCUUGCGACUGCCCUGUGGCUCAUCUUUGAGAAAUCAUACUCUGGGUUUCUCGUUGGUCGCAUCCUGAUGGGUUUUGGCGCUGGUGCGGCAGAAAUUCUAGCCCCAUUAACUAUAACCGACAUAUUCUUCCUACAUGAGCGAGGGACCAUCAUGUCCGCCUACACUUGCUUCCUCUCCAUUGGCGUUGCGUCUGGCAUGAUCAUCUCUGGAGGCAUCACCGCGAACGAACACUGGCGAACAAUCUAUCAAGUCAGCUCUGCCUUGAUCGGGGUUGUCCUCCUCCUGUUCUUCUUUACGCUCCCCGAAACGGCAUAUAAGCGAGUUCAGCCCGGCAAAGAUAUUUCUUCCGGCUUUUCUGCAGCCCUGGGGCGUAACGCGAGCCAGACAAGCGAUGUCGAGAGUGGGCAAUCUACUGUUCACAAGCAGACAUACACGCAAUCCCUCAAAGUCUUUAGCCGUCAGCCUUUCACCAACGAGAGCCUGUUGAAAAUGGUCAUACGGCCCUUUGCUCUGAUUCUCCUACCGCCAGUGCUCUGGGCUGCUUUGGUUCUGUCUGUGACUAUUGGCUUUCUUGUAGCUGUCACAUCGAAUGUUGACCCUGCCUUCGAGGAAGCCUACCGCUUUCAGCCAUGGCAGGUUGGUUUGUGCUUCUUUGCGGCCAUUAUCGGGUCGCUACUAGGUCUUCCAGCGGGAGGCAGACUUGGUGACUUGUGUGCAGACUAUCUGACGAAGCGAAAUGGGGGCAUUCGAGAGCCGGAAAUGCGACUUCCCAUCAUUAUGAUUUCUGCCAUUACGGCACCUCUGGCUCUUUUCCUUUUUGGUGUUGGCAUUGAGCACCGCCUGAGCUUUGUUUGCCCAACGAUCGGCCUCGCAUUGCUGAACUUUUAUAUAACACAGGCUACUACCGUAUGCCUCGUCUAUGUUAUUGACUCGUAUAGACCUGUUGCAGGCGAAGUUACUCUUGCCGUCAUGGGAUUCAAAUCACUAUUUGGAUUUUUCCUUUCCUUCGAGACAAACCCUUGGAUCAACAAGUCUGGCUAUCAAAAUACAUAUGGCGCCAUGGCUGGCAUCUCGGCGGCUGUCAUUAUCAUGUGGAUUCCCUUAUACUUGGGGGGCAAGGCGCUCCGAACGAGGACUUGGCGGUGGCGGAUUAUGUCAUUGGUGCGCUGGGCGGACGAUCGUGAGGUCGGCGAAUAG